Durio zibethinus is the source of this 2659-nucleotide messenger RNA. Its product is annotated as sulfate transporter 3.1-like. Gene Ontology annotation, biological process: sulfate transmembrane transport. The record is from RefSeq and is a predicted model, not a curated record. Gene Ontology annotation, molecular function: secondary active sulfate transmembrane transporter activity. Gene Ontology annotation, cellular component: membrane. Lineage: Eukaryota; Viridiplantae; Streptophyta; Magnoliopsida; Malvales; Malvaceae.
GGGCAGCCGAGGAAUUUAUAGUAAAAAAUUUUGUAAAGGUGAGAGAGACUCGAAGUUCAGGCGGGUCAACUCGACCAAGUGAAAGAAUCCCUUCCAUCAUCUCCCUUCUAUAAAGCCAGCAGGAUCAUCCCAUUUCCCAUCCCCUCACUCUCACGCUAUCUGCACCAUCUUCUAUCUCUUCUCUUCUCCUCCACAUCUGUAACUUUAUCUCUUAACCAGUACAAAAAGCCAAACACAGACACACGAUUUUUCCCUGCAUUUAGUCACCAAAUCUUGUGCUAAACGUGAACUGAAUAUUGCAUACUUUCAUGGGCAGCGUUGAUUUUGUGUACCCUUCCAUGAAUGAUCAUCAAUGUGCUCACCGAGUGGCGAUUCCUCCGCCACAACCAUUUUUCAAGUCAUUCAAGAAUUCUCUCAAGGAGACGUUUUUCCCAGAUGACCCACUUAGGCAAUUCAAGAACAAAACACCCACUCGGAAAUUUAUACUAGGCUUGCAAUAUUUCUUGCCGAUUCUCGAAUGGGCUCCUCGUUACAGCUUACAGUUCUUGAAAGCUGACCUCAUUGCCGGGAUCACUAUCGCCAGUCUUGCAAUCCCUCAGGGUAUUAGCUAUGCAAAGCUUGCUAACUUGCCACCCAUUAUCGGCCUAUAUUCAAGCUUUAUUCCACCACUGAUUUAUGCGAUGAUGGGGAGCUCAAGAGAUUUGGCAGUAGGGACUAUUGCUGUUUCAUCACUUCUCAUAGCUUCUAUGUUGGGGGAGGAAGUGAAUGCUACGGAGAAUCCCUCGCUUUACCUUCACCUUGCUUUCACAGCUACUUUUUUCGCCGGUCUCCUACAAGCUUCCUUAGGCCUGUUAAGGCUAGGGUUCAUCGUGGAUUUUCUUUCACAUGCGACGAUUGUAGGGUACAUGGCAGGGGCAGCCACUAUCGUGUGCUUGCAACAGCUAAAAGGGAUUCUAGGACUUGAUCACUUUACUAAUUCUACCUCCAUUAUAUCAGUCAUGCGCUCUGUCUUCACCCAAACUCAUGAGUGGAGAUGGGAGAGUGGUGUCUUGGGCGUUGUUUUCCUCUUCUUCCUCCUCAUCACCAAAUAUUUCAGCAAAAGACGACCCAAGUUCUUUUGGAUAUCUGCAAUGGCACCUUUGGCAUCGGUCAUUUUUGGAAGUCUUCUCGUUUAUCUCACCCAUGCGGAAAAACAUGGUGUUCAAGUGAUAGGAAACCUGAAGAAGGGGUUGAAUCCACCGUCUUUUGGGGAUUUUGUAUUUACCUCGCCCUAUAUGUCAACAGCUGUGAAAACUGGCAUGAUCACUGGCAUCGUUGCUCUUGCUGAAGGAGUGGCAGUGGGGAGAAGUUUUGCUAUGUUCAAGCACUACCAUAUUGAUGGGAACAAGGAAAUGGUAGCUAUUGGGACCAUGAAUAUUGUUGGUUCGUGCUUUUCUUGCUAUCUCACAACAGGGCCAUUUUCGCGAUCAGCUGUUAACUUCAAUGCAGGAUGCAAAACAGCAAUGUCGAACGUUAUCAUGGCCAUUGCAGUUAUGUUCACAUUGCUGUUCCUAACACCAUUGUUCCAUUACACUCCCCUCGUUGUGUUGUCUGCAAUUAUAAUGGCUGCAAUGCUUGGCCUCAUUGAUUAUGAAGCUGCAAUCCAUCUUUGGAAGGUUGAUAAAUUUGAUUUUGUGGUGUGUAUGGGUGCAUAUAUCGGUGUCGUUUUCGCAAGCGUGGAGGUUGGCUUAGUCAUAGCGGUUGCAAUUUCUUUGCUCAGGUUGCUACUGUUUGUUGCGAGGCCAAGGACCUUUGUUCUUGGAAACAUUCCAAAUUCCACCAUCUAUAGAAAUGUUGAUCAAUAUCCAAAUACAAACAAUGUUCCUGGUGUUCUUAUACUUGAAAUAGAUGCUCCAAUUUACUUUGCCAACUCAAGCUACUUAAGGGAAAGGAUCUCAAGGUGGAUUGAUGAAGAGGAAGACAAGCUGAAAUCUACAGGGGAAACGGGCUUACAGUAUGUUAUACUUGAUAUGAGUGCUGUUGGCAACAUUGACACCAGUGGCACAAGCAUGCUUGAAGAGGUCAAGAAAACUACUGAUAGAAGGGGGCUCAAGCUUGUAUUGGCCAAUCCUGGAGCUGAAGUGAUGAAGAAACUCAACAAAUCCAAGUUCCUAGAAAACAUAGGUGAAGAUUGGAUAUAUUUGACGGUAGGAGAAGCUGUUGAAGCCUGCAAUCACAAGCUUCAUACAUGCAAACCAGACUCCACCAAAGAGGAAACACAGCCAUUGAACAAUGUCUAAGCUAAUAUUUGAUGCAGCAGAAACAUGAAUUUUUUUUUAUUAGUUUUUAAUUAAAGGCUAACUAUGUAUAAGUAUAAUUCACUUGUGAAUCUGAGAAUCAGGAAGCAAAGCAUGUUGGGCAAUGGGCAUCAUUGAAUCAACAAGAAAUGAUUCAAUAGCCAAAUUAAGCUCAGAUGCCUCAGUUUUUCCUCUUCCCCCAAUAUGAAAGUUGUUGGAUACAUAUCAUGGCAAUGAAAUUUUUAAAACAAAAAAGGCAUCUUGGAAUGCUGUUGACAAUAUUACUGCCUAAACAAGUUUUCCAACUAAGCCAUUAAUGCAUUAUGUAAUUUUGCUUAGAUUAGAAUUACAGUUACUAUCUCUCCUUUGGGGAAAACUUGGCA